CGCAAUUUACGCCGACUCUAGCCCUAAUACAGGGCUAGAUAAAAUAACAGCUGCUAUUCGUACAUUAUAAAUAGUGCCAGUUCCUUCGCUUCUCUAGAAAGGCGCUUGUAUAGAAGGGCAGAAGUGUUGCAUGGUUCCUCUAUCACGCCAUGAAGUCCUUUACAGCCAUUGGGUUUUUCUUCGGAGGUCUUACAUUCGCGAACGGAGCGGAACUCAGUAAACGACAAGGCUGCCCAAAAGUUUACACCUUUGGCGCCCGUGAAACCACUGUCUCUCAAGGCUAUGGAUCUGCUGGAGCUCUCGUCAACCAGAUCAAGUCUGCUUUCCCCGGAUCAGGUGCAGAAGCCAUUGUUUACCCGGCAUGCGGUGGCCAGGCAAGCUGCGGCGGUAUCAGCUAUGACAGUUCGGCAUCCCAAGGAACGGCGGAGGUGGUGAAGGCUAUUACGAAUUACAACAAGAAGUGCCCCAAUACCCAGAUCAUUCUAGUUGGAUACUCUCAGGGGGGCCAAAUCAUGGACAAUGCUCUGUGUGGAGGUGCUGGAACGCCGCUCUCCGGUCCGGCCUUGGCUGCUGUCAAGGCAGCGAUCUUGAUGGGAGAUCCACACAAUGUUUCUGGUCUUCCAUACAAUGUCGGCACCUGCAAAACUGGUGGCUUUGCCGCUCGUCCCAAGGGUUUCAGCUGCCCUGGUGGUGACAAGAUCCAGUCUUACUGCGAUUCUCCUGACCCGUAUUGUUGCAAGGGAAAUGAUCAGCAAACCCACCAAGGAUAUGUUGGAAAAUACGGCACGCAAGCCAUGGAAUUCAUUAAGAGCAAGAUACUGCUUAGCUGAGACUUCUAGACCAGAGGUCUUGGAAUUGGCAAACAACACAAUCCGCAAAAUCGAACGCGCGAUUCAGUCCGCUCGUGAUACCAACGAAAGAUAAAACUACAGACAUCACAAGUGCCGACUGAUCCCAUGUAGCAAAGUUCUACUCGGUAUUUGAGUAUUUUAAGCAUAUAGAAACAGAAUACCCGUAGCUCAGUUUUUCGCGCUAGCUUAGAUGAUUACAUCUGUGACUACCAGGACUAUCAUUGGCCUAGCCGAAUUCAUUCAAAAAUCCUGUCGGAAACUAAGUUAACUAACCUAAGUUAACUUAGUGAUAACUAUACGUGAGAUUAGUCAUCUAAUGACUCAUCCAUGAUUACACAGCGGACACGGGGGAUAUGAAAUGCCUACGAA
Eremomyces bilateralis CBS 781.70 is the source of this 1220-nucleotide messenger RNA. RefSeq names its product cutinase. The record is from RefSeq and is a predicted model, not a curated record. The transcript is spliced from 3 exons. Gene Ontology annotation, molecular function: hydrolase activity. Bases 150 to 830 code for a protein of 226 amino acids. NCBI's taxonomy places the organism in Eukaryota, Fungi, Ascomycota, Dothideomycetes, Eremomycetales, Eremomycetaceae.